This is a messenger RNA of Physella acuta, 2856 nucleotides long. RefSeq lists its product as uncharacterized. The record is from RefSeq and is a predicted model, not a curated record. Lineage: Eukaryota; Metazoa; Mollusca; Gastropoda; Physidae.
AUGAUACAGCCGAUACUUCAGCUCCGAGGUACACCUCAGCCUACACCCCAGCUCACAUCUACACCUCAGCUCCCAGUACACUCCAGCUCCCAGCCUACACCCCAUCUCCCAGCCUACACCUCAUCUCCCAGCCUACACCCCAGCUCCCAGCCUACACCACAGCUCCCAGCCUACAUCCCAGCUCCCACCUACACCCCAGCUCCCAGCCUACACCCCAGCUCCCAGCCUACACCCCAGCUCCCAGCCUACACCCCAGCUCCCAGCCUACACCCCAGCUCCCAGCCUACACCCCAGCUCCCAGCCUACACCACAGCUCCCAGCCAACAUCCCAGCUCCCAGCCUACACCCCAGCUCCCAGCCUACACCCCAGCUCCCACCUACACCCCAGCUCCCAGCCUACACCCCAGCUCCCAGCCUACACCCCAGCUCCCAGCCUACACCCCAGCUCCCAGCCUACACCACAGCUCCCAGCCUACACCCCAGCUCCCAGCCUACACCCCAGCUCCCAGCCUACACCGCAGCUCCCAGCCUACAUCCCAGCUCCCAGCCUACACCCCAGCUCCCAGCCUACACCACAGUUCUCAGCCUACAUCCCAGCUCCCAGCCUACACGUCAGCUCCCAGCCUACACCCCAGCUCCCAGCCUACACCACAGCUCCCAGCCUACACCCCAGCCUACACCCCAUCUUCCAGCCUACAACCCAGCCUACACCCCAGCUCCCAGCCUACAUCCCAGCUCCCAGCCUACACCCCAGCUCCCAACCUACACCCCAGCUCCCAGCCUACAUCCCAGCUCCCAGCCUACAUCCCAGCUCCCAGCCUACACCCCAGCUCCCAGCCUACACCACAGCUCCCAGCCUACACCCCAGCUCCCAGCCUACACCACAGCUCUCAGCCUACAUCCCAGCUCCCAGCCUACCCGCCAGCUCCCAGCCUACACCACAGCUCCCAGCCUACAUCCCAGCUCCCAGCCUACACCCCAGCUCCCAGCCUACACCACAGCUCCCAGCCUACACCCCAGCCUACACCCCAUCUUCCAGCCUACAACCCAGCCUACACCCCAGCUCCCAGCCUACACCCCAGCUCCCAACCUACACCGCAGCUCCCAGCCUACAUCCCAGCUCCCAGCCUACACGCCAGCUCCCAGCCUACACCACAGCUCCCAGCCUACACCCCAGCUCCCAGCCUACAUCCCAGCUCCCAGCCUACACCACAGCUCCCAGCCUACACCCCAGCCUACACCCCAUCUUCCAGCCUACAACCCAGCCUACACCCCAGCUCCCAGCCUACACCCCAGCUCCCAACCUACACCGCAGCUCCCAGCCUACAUCCCAGCUCCCAGCCUACACCCCAGCUCCCAGCCUACACCACAGCUCCCAGCCUACACCCCAGCUCCCAGCCUACAUCCCAGCUCCCAGCCUACACCCCAGCUCCCAGCCUACACCACAGCUCCCAGCCUACACCCCAGCUCCCAGCCUACAUCCCAGCUCCCAGCCUACACCCCAGCUCCCAGCCUACACCACAGCUCCCAGCCUACAUCCCAGCUCCCAGCCUACACCCCAGCUCCCAGCCUACACCACAGCUCCCAGCCUACACCCCAGCUCCCAGCCCACACCCCAGCUCCCAGCCUACAUCCCAGCUCCCAGCCUACACCCCAGCUCCCAGCCUACAUCCCAGCUCCCAGCCUACACCACAGCUCCCAGCCUACACCCCAGCCUACACCCCAUCUUCCAGCCUACAACCCAGCCUACACCCCAGCUCCCAGCCUACACCCCAGCUCCCAACCUACACCCCAGCUCCCAGCCUACACCCCAGCUCCCAGCCUACACCCCAGCUCCCAGCCUACACGCCAGCUCCCAGCCUACAACCCCAGCUCCCAGCCUACACCCCAACCUACACCCCAGCCCACACCCCAGCCUACACCCCAGCCUACACCCCAUCUUCCAGCCUACAACCCAGCCUACACCCCAGCUCCCAGCCUACACCCCAGCUCCCAACCUACACCCCAGCUCCCAGCCUACAUCCCACUCCCAGCCUACACCCCAGCUCCCAGCCAAUACCCCAUCUCCCAGCCAACACCCCAGCUCCUAGUCUACACUCCAGCUCCCAGCCUAUACCCCAGCUCCCAGCCUACACCCCCAGCUCGAAGCGUACACCCCAGCUCCCAGCCUACACCCCAGCUCCUAGUCUACACUCCAGCUCCCAGCCUAUACCCCAGCUCCCAGCCUACACCCCCAGCUCCCAGCGUACACCCCAGCUCCCAGCCUACACCCCAGCUCCUAGUCUACACUCCAGCUCCCAGCCUAUACCCCAGCUCCCAGCCUGCACCCCAGCUCCCAGCCUACACCCCAGCUCCCAGCCUACAACCCAGCCUACACCCCAGCUCCCAGCCUACACCCGAUCUCCCAGUCAACACCCCAGCUCCCAGACUACACCCCAGCUCCCAGCCUACACCCCAGCUCCCAGCCUACAUCCCAGCUCCCAGCUAUCAGCCUACACCCCAGCUCCCAACCUACACUCCAGCUCCAAACCUACACCCCAGCUCCCAGUCUACACCCCAGCUCCCAACCUACAACCCAGCUCCCAGCUAUCAGCCUACACCCCAGCUCCCAACCUACACCCCAGCUCCCAGUCUACACCCCAGCUCCCAACCUACACCCCAGCUCCCACCUACACCCCAGCCUACACCCCAGCUCCCAGCUAUCAGCCUACAGCCCAGCUCCAAACCUACACCCCAGCUUCCACUGGCCAAUGUGGAAAAAAAAAAAAACAAAAAAAAACAACAACAACUCUUUUAGCCAUUAAAUUACAAACACUGAUUCAGGAAGCUUGGGGAAAAAAUGAAAACAUCCCUUAA